Messenger RNA from Rubroshorea leprosula, 4488 nucleotides. The record is from the annotation of a GenBank genome assembly. Lineage: Eukaryota; Viridiplantae; Streptophyta; Magnoliopsida; Malvales; Dipterocarpaceae.
AGUUCUCCUCCAUGCAUUAGGGUUUUUUCCGUUUUCAAUAUAAUUGUCUCGCAGAAUUUCAUCUCAAGUUUUUAUUUUGAUUCAACAUAUGCACCAGAACAAUGUACCCAUCUAGAGGGAAUAAUGCAUAUGGGGGGCAGCAGUCAUAUGGUGGUCAAUCUGGAUAUGGCCAAAACGGUUAUGCUGCAAGUUCUGUUGGGGGUCCUGAUGGGGGAUCUCAACUUUCCAUGGCUUCUCGGCAUUCCUCAAUUCUAGGUAGUUCUCAGGGAGCAGAGGUUGGUACAUAUAGAACCCAUCCAUCUGCUGCAGCUCAUUAUGGGGGCCAAUAUAACUCCAUAUAUAGUUCAGCUACAUUAGGCAGCACUCAGCAGGUUCCUGCAAUAAAUGCUAAAGGCAGUGCACCAUCAACUUUGGAAGGCCGUUCUGUUUAUGCUUCUGCUGUGACAGAUUCACCUAAAUUCACAUCUAGUGAUUAUGUCUCAUCAUCAAGUCAUGGUUAUAGUCACAAAGGUGAUCAAAUGUAUGAAGAAAAGAUUCCUGACUAUCCCACAGUAGAGAGAAGACAAUUUGGUGAACGACAGAGUGGUUACAUAGGGAGGGACUUGCCAAGUGAACCAGCUGGCUGUUAUGCUGAUUCCAUUGGUUUUGGUCAUCAGCAUCAGUCUGACAUAUAUGAUCGUGUUGAGCAAGCAGUCCUACUACGACGAGAACAAUUACUUAAAGCUCAAUCUGCUUCCCUUGAUGGGGGUUUGAGACAAGCUGAUUAUCUUGCAGCAAGGGGCGCUGUUAGUCGUCAUACCAUUCAAGAGCUUAUGCCUUAUGGAGGAAGAAUGGAUGCAGAUCCUCACAGUGUAUCAACGCUUAGUUCUUCUUCCUAUAGUGGACAACAUGCUCCGUCCAUUUUAGGUGCCCCUCCACGAAGAAAUGCGGAUGAUCUCAUGUAUCCUCCAAGUUCUGCAAAUCCGGGUUAUGGAGUGAGCCUACCACCUGGUAGGGACUAUGGUUCAAAAGGGCUGCAUGCUUCUCUUGAUUCUGAUUAUCUUGGUAGUGCAUUAUCACGUGGUGGUCAUCCUAGGAUUGAGGAGCACAAAGAUGAGAGGGUUGGUUAUCUCAGGGAGUUCGAGUUGAGAGAGGAGGAGCGUCGUCGGGAACAUUUACGUGAAAGAGAGAAAGAAAGAGAGAGGGAGAAAGAGCGGGAAAGGGAAUGGCUACGAGAAAGAGAACGAGAACGAGAACGAGAGCGGGAACGCCUACGCGUAUUGGAGCGGCGGGAGAAGGAGAGAGAGCGGCAAAAGGAGAAAGAGCGGGAGAAGGAGAAGGAGAAGGAGAAGGAGAAGGAGAAGGAGAAGGAGAAGGAGAGAGAGCGAGAGCGCAAACGUGCACUUGAAAUUAAGCGGGAAAGGACUCCACUAAGAUCUAGGGACCUUCGUGGUUCCUCUUUGACCAAGGACAUUCGACCCUUGCGAAGAGAUUCCCCGCGUCGUGAAGCUUUGCAUAGGCGUCAUUCACCUGUUAAAGAAAAAAGGAGAGAAUAUGUUUGCAAGGUUAACUCAUCCAGUUUGGUUGAAGUUGAGAGGGAUUAUUUGUCUAUAGAUAAGCGAUAUCCCAGACUUAUUGUUUCUCCUCACUUUACCAAGGUUGUUGUGAAUUGGCCAAAGGAAAACCUUAAUCUCUCUCUCCAUACUCCUGUCAGCUUUGAACACAAUUUCAUUGAAGAAGAUGGUUUACCUGAGGUGAAAGCACUCUGCAGCAACCUUUUUCCAGAAGAAACUGUAAAAUCUGAACACAAAAGUACAGUUUGGAAUGCAAAGAUAGUUUUGAUGAGUGGACUUAGCAAGAGUGCUGUGGAGGAGCUGUCAUCAGAAAAAUUUGCUGAUGAUCGAAUACCCCACAUUUGCAAUAUUUUAAGGUUUGCUGUUCUUAAAAGGGAUCACUCCUUCUUGGCAAUUGGAGGACAAUGGAAUGCUGUUGAUGGUGGUAACCCAUAUGAUGAUGACUCCUCACUUAUUCGAACGGCUCUUAGGUAUGCAAAAGAUGUAACCAAUCUUGAUUUGCAAAGUUGUCAAAAUUGGAAUCGAUUUCUUGAGAUACACUAUGACAGAGUUGGCAAGGAUGGGCUUUUUAGCCAUAAAGAGGUUACCGUGCUGUUUGUUCCAGACUUAUCUGAAUGUCUCCCUUCCCUUGAUCUAUGGCGAGCCCAGUGGCUAGCUCAUAAGAAAGCUCUUGCUGAUAGAGAACGCCAGCUUUCCUUGAAAAGAGAGAGAAGUCGAGAGAAGAAAGAAGGAUCUAAAGACAAGGGUAUUGAUUCCUCCAAAGAGCUUGAUAGAGGCAAAUCAGAGUUGUCUACGUUGUCUGGACAGGGAACAGCUGUUGACAAGGAAGAGAAAGGUGGCAACUGCAUUGAAGGGGAUGCAAUUGUGGGAAAGGGUGGUGGGAGUGACAAUAAAAUUGAGAUAAAAGAUGGCAACAAAAAUGAUGCAGGAGUACAAGGUUCUGAAAAAGGGGAACAGGGAGAAGGUUCUAUUACUCAGUCCACUGGCAGCAAGAAAAGGCCUGUGAAGAAGAAAAUAGUAAAAAGGAUUGUCAAACAGAAAGUUGCUAAUAAGAUAGUAGAUGCAGUUAAUGCUGCCAGCAAGCAAAAUGACAAGAUGGAUGAGGAUGUUGGUGAACAAAAUGCUCUAUCAGAGAUUUCUGGUCAACAAGAAGAACCUUCUGAUCAUGCUGUGGAUGUAACAAAAUCAGUUGUGGAAAAGGAGGCAGUUGGUGAUGAAAUUUCUCGAAGUGAAGAUAAUAGCAGGCCCCCAGAGAUGAAAGCUGAAAUGGAGUCCUCAGAAAAUAAACCAAAGGAUAGUUCAGAUCCAAGCAGUUCUGUUGCUGCAAAGAAAGUGGGUGGAAAAACAACUAUAAAGAAGAAAAUUAUUAAGCGGGUACCUAAAAGGAAAGUUACUGCUACUCAAGCUAGUGAUGGAGUUGACACCAACAAAGAUGGUGAUAAGGAUGAGGUAAAGGUAGGUCAAGAUGGAAAUGAAACUGAGAAUAAAGGGAAGCAAACGGUCCUCGAGAAACAAGCUAGUGCUGCCGAUUCAAGCAAAUUGGAAAGCAAAGCUGAGAAGACUGAGAAGGUAGCUGCUGUGGAAUUGGUGGCUGACAAGCAGAGUGGUAAAUCUAAAGGGAGCAUCAAGUCAAAAGAUGAGAAAGUGAAAGUCAUUGAUAGGAAAGAUGAGUCAAGAAGCAAUUCUAACAAAGAAUUGAAAGAAAAGAAAAAAUCUGAAGAACUUCCCAGGCAUCCUGGGUUGAUUCUACAGAUGAAAGGUAGCAAGGAAUCUAAGUUGCAAUCAUUGUCGCUUUCACUAGAGUCACUCCUGGACUAUACAGACAAGGACAUUGAAGAAUCAACAUUUGAGCUUUCUUUAUUUGCGGAGACACUGUAUGAAAUGCUUCAGUAUCAAAUGGGUUGCCAUCUUUUAACAUUUCUCCAGAAACUACGAUUGAGAUUUGUGACCAAAAGAAACCAACAGAAGAGGCAACGGGAAGAGAGUGAGAAGGGAAAUGAAAAUUUGUCACCGGCAAAACAUUUGAGGACCAGUGAGCUUCCUGUGAAAAAUGAAUCCACUAAAUCUGAGACACCACCUGCAGCUCAGAAAAAUGAUGAACAAACUAGGGCCAAGGAAGAAACUACUGUUGAUCAUGUCAAUGAGGCAAAAACAAAAGAUGAGGCAGAUGAUGAACCAGAGGAAGAUCCUGAGGAAUAUGAAGUGGAAGAUGAAAGUCCACAAGAUAACUCUUGUAACGAGAACAAGGAAGGGAAGACAGAUGUAGAUCCUGAGCCUGAAAGGCUGAAUGGCAAUGAAAAGUACGAGGAAUCUAUAGAGGACAAAGUCACAACAAAAGUAGCCGAGAAAGAGCCCCAGCCUGAUGGAGAUGCAUCUGCUAAAAUAGGGCCAGUGAUCAAUACAGGGAAGAAAGAGGAAAGCGUGGAUAAGGAAAGCGUGGAUAAGGAAUUAUUACAGGCUUUUAGGUUUUUUGAUCGGAAUCGAGUUGGCUACAUUAGGGUUGAAGAUUUGAGGUUGAUUAUACACAACUUGGGGAAAUUCCUCUCUCACAAGGAUGUCAAGGAACUAGUCCAAAGCGCAUUAUUAGAGAGCAACACAGGAAGGGAUGAUCGCAUUCUAUACAAUAAGCUGGUUAGAAUGUCUCACAUUUGAGAUUAAGAUUGUUGUUAGGUCUACUUUUGUUUUGGAUCAACAGAAGAGAUGGAUUAUGAACAAAUUUUCUAUUGGCAAAUGUGUGAAAGAAGUAAAAUAUAGUAGGGCUUUUUUCUAUUUUUAAUUUUGAUUUUGUGCUGCAUGGAUACAAGAACAAGAAAUCGAAUAAAUGUUUGUUAUGAAUGUUUUGCAUCACUUCACUGGUAGACAAAGCUGGUAUUUCUAUAACGAGGAAGUGUCUUAUAGUCUGAAUUGUUUCAAACAGUAAAACAUUAACUUUUAG